Molecule: messenger RNA, 3270 nt
Organism: Mesorhabditis spiculigera
Lineage: Eukaryota; Metazoa; Nematoda; Chromadorea; Rhabditida; Rhabditidae
Source: the annotation of a GenBank genome assembly
AUGAUGGCCGGCCAUCCCAGCCAGUCACUCGACGUCAUCGACUUGAAUUCACUUAAAGACCCUUCCGGAAUUUUCGAGCUCAUCGAGGUGGUCGGUACGGGCACCUAUGGACAAGUUUACAAGGGUCGCCAUGUCAAAACCUCUCAACUUGCCGCGAUCAAAAUAAUGAACAUCAGCGAGGAAGAGGAGGAGGAGAUCAAGUUGGAGAUCAACAUGCUCAAGAAGUACUCCCAUCACCCGAACAUUGCCACCUACUACGGCGCCUUCAUCAAGAAGCUCCCCUCAUCCACCGGCAAGCAGCAUGACCAACUCUGGCUGGUCAUGGAGUUCUGCGGAUCAGGAUCCAUCACCGACCUCGUCAAGACCAGCAAGGGAUCGUUGAGGGAAGAAUGGAUCGGAUACAUAUGCAAGGAGAUGCUGCAGGGUCUCUACCACCUGCAUCAAAACAAGGUGAUCCAUCGUGACAUCAAAGUUGGACAAGACGGUUGGGAGGAGGAAUACGUUCAUUGGAACGCCGUACUGGAUGGCCCCGAAGUGAUCGUUUGUGACGACAACCCAGAUGCCACAUACGACUCGCGCUCCGAUCUCUGGUCGCUCGGGAUCACCUCCCUCGAGAUGGCUGAAGGACAUCCGCCGCUUUGUGAUAUGCAUCCGAUGAGAGCCCUCUUCCUCAUUCCCCGAAACCCACCACCACGACUGAAGCGCAGCAAGAAAUGGGGCAAGAAGUUCGAGUCGUUCAUUGAAACCGUCCUCGUGAAAGACUACAAACAACGCCCAUACACGGAUCAGCUGCUCCGACAUCCAUUUGUGAGAGAUCUGCCUCCAGAGCGGAGCAUCCGAAUCGCCAUCAAGGAACAAAUCGACCGACAUAGGCGACUUCAUACCAAGAAAGAUGAAGGAGAGUAUGAGUACUCCGGUUCUGAAGACGAGGAGACGGGCCAGCCUCGAGCUAGCAAUCACGAGCCCAACCGUGGGGAUUAUUUGGCUCGAGACAGGACCGAGGCUGCAUCUAUGAUUCCGGCUGACGACACCUUGAGAAAGGGCUUCCAGCGGUUGCAGGAGAAUGGGCGCGGCGUGUUCGAGCAGCCCGGGGCUCCUCAACUCAAGCGGAUCUCAAAUCAACCGCGAGCUGGAGCGUCCCCUUCCCAGCGACCUCAUCAGCCGCACAAGCCAUAUUUAUACGCACCAGAUGCCAGGGAACGUGAGCAAGCCGUCAAAAUGCGAGCCCAAGCUGCUGCUCAGCAGCGGCCAAGCGGAAAUGGGGAAGCAAGGGACCGGAGGUCGAGACCGAUUAGUCAUCAUCAACGAUCCCCGCCUGCCCCUCAAUCCCACCCGGCAGCCCCUCAUCUGGCUGAGGUUCAGAAUUAUGACGAUCGGCGGCGACGCUCCGAGCGGGAAUACCGAAAUCGUGAUCAGCGAGAUCGAAGCGCACAUUCUCGACAGCCCCAGGCCCCCAACAGCAGCAGGAUGAUGCCCACGGUUAACGUCGGUAUGCCGCAACUCCGGAAAAUGUCCGAGCCCCUGCUUCAUCCUCAACAAGCACGACCGGAAGAUCUGGACGUGCUGGCCCAUGAGCUGUCCAGAAUGGGCGGUCGGGAGGGGGAGACGUCGGCUUCACCUCCACCACCUGCGCCUCCACCUCGGGAUGCGAGUAUUACGAGUGGAUUUGAUCAGGAAGAGGAAGGCUCCGGAACCCUCCGCGGGCCCAACAAACCCCUGCCUCCCACCCCCAACGAGCAUACCCCCGAUCAUGAACACCCAGAAAACGGCACCCUCCUUGGUCAACGUAAUGGAAGAAGCCCGAGUCAACAGCGACACCAUAUGGUCAAGGCCGCUUCUAUGCCCGAUUCUACAACGUCUACAGUUGAUGCGAGAUCUCCGGAAUUUGGGGUUGGCCACGAUUCUUCGAGUGAUGAUGAUCAGGACUCGGAUGAUGAGAGAAUCAUCCGCCCGAACCCGCUGGCGAUGCCGGACCUCCUCCCGAACACCCCCGAGUCGAGAAGAACCUUCCAAUCCGAGAGCAGCAUCGACGACACCGCCAAUGAGGAGUUCCCACAAAGCUCCAACGGUACCCCGAAAGCGUCGAUGUCAAAUGGGCAGAAUUUCGCGCAGCAACGGGAAAGAGAAAAAUCGUUUGUCGGCUACUUUGGCGGUGGCAUUGGCUCGAGCGGAAACGGAACUGUCAACCGUCCCGGAAGAACAACGGACCCGCUUUCUCAGGUGCAAGUCAACAUCAAUGUCAACCCAGCAGCCGGCUCCAAUGGAAUUACCGUGGACCAGGACGCUCCCGAGAUCCGAAAAUACAAGAAGAAGUUCUCGGGUGAUAUCCUGUGCGCGGCGCUCUGGGGUGUCAAUCUGCUAAUCGGAACGGAUAAGGGUUUGAUGUUGCUGGAUCGGUCGGGACAAGGAAAAGUCUACCCUCUCAUCAGCGGCCGUCGCUUCGAGCAAAUGUCGGUGUUGGAGGGGCAGAAUAUUCUUGUGACCAUCAGUGGAAAGAAGCAGCGGAUACGAGUCUACUAUCUAUCGUGGUUGAAGCAGAAGAUUUUGAGGACAGAGGGAGCCGGAGGUGUUCCUCAGGAAAAACGGAACGGCUGGGUCAACGUUGGUGAUCUUCAUGGCGCCAUCCACUUUAAGAUUGUCCGGUACGAGCGCAUAAAAUUCCUGGUCAUCGGCCUCGCCGACACGAUCGAGAUCUUCGCCUGGGCCCCGAAGCCGUACCACAAGUUUAUGAGCUUCAAGUCCUUCGGAUCCCUAUGCCAUCAACCGCUCGUCGUCGACCUGACCGUUGAGGAGAAUGCGAGAUUAAAGGUCCUCUACGGAUCCCAUGAGGGUUUCCACGCCAUCGACCUCGACAGUGCGGCCAUUUAUGACAUUUACACCCCACCCAACGGCCAGACGAGCAUGACACCACACUGUAUCGUGGUCUUGCCGAAUUCCCAUGGGAUGCAGUUGCUGCUCUGCUAUAACAACGAAGGCGUCUACGUAAACACCUACGGAAAGCGGUCAAAGAGCACGACGUUGCAAUGGGGAGAGUUGCCAUCGAGUGUUGCUUACAUCUCGACCGGCCAAAUCAUGGGCUGGGGCAAUAAGGCCAUCGAGAUACGAUCGGUUGACACCGGCCACCUCGACGGCGUCUUCAUGCAUAAGAAGGCGCAGAAGCUGAAGUUCUUGUGCGAGAGGAAUGAUAAGGUCUUCUUCUCAUCCGCCAAGGGAGGCGGCUCGUGCCAGAUCUACUUUAUGACGCUGAACAAGCCCGGUAUGACGAACUGG